UGCUAUGGUAUGAUUUUGUUGCUGCAAUCAUAAGCCAGUCUGCACUCAAUUUGUUUAGUUUUUCAGUUUGGCAAAGGACAUUUAUCAAGAAAUUACAGCCAGAAUACAACGGGGAAAUAUAAUAUUUGUUUUUGGAAAUAAAAGGAGUAGCGCGGGAUAGAGACAAGCUAAAGGUUCUUCAUACAACAGAGCUAGUUACAUAACCUGGCAAACUCAGCGAGCAAGAAAAGGCAUACCUUUACUGGCAGGCCGUCAACAGCAAAACUUAAAUUAUAGUAAACAUCACCACUGUUUGAACUGGUGGGUGUUUGACCUCUCAAAUCAGUACCAAAUACGACACCCAAAUCACACCACCAACAAAUCUCAUACAUAUUUCAAAUGGCAAUCAACAUUAGAUCAAUAAUGAGGCAGAGGAAAUGCCUUGCUUUUUCGCUCUGCAUCAUAUCUUGUUUUGUACUCAUGAUUAAGUACAAAAUGCCUCGAAGCAAUGUAACACAACAUAAUCUUAACUUUGGACGCUCACAAAUGAAAAAUAUACCACAACUGAAAGAUAUCAGGCGGAGACAUUUCUGUCAUGAUGUGAAUGCAAACUGGCCUAAAGGUUUUCCAAAAAUUGUCGAAAAACAAAACUAUAUGGAGCAAAAGAUACCACAACCUUUCUUUGAGUUCUCCAAAUACAACAACACCUAUUUAGACUCUAUAGGUGAGAUAAUCUGUCCAACUAGAGAUGAGUACAAUUCAGCAGACAUCAUAAGUAUGAUAGCAUCAUCUUGGUCAGCUUAUGAAUCACGUAUGGCGAUGAGAAAAACUUUAGGAAUAUUCCAGAAUGUAUAUGGAUAUUCACAUCUACUUGUCUUCUUGAUUGGACGGACAGAAACAGCCUCGAUACAGAGCCGUAUUCAAAGAGAGGCUGAUCUCUAUGGAGAUAUCUUGCAAAUUGAUACUGAUGAUUCAUAUCGUGGUAUGACAAAGAAAAGAUUUCAAGGUCUAAAAUGGGUUUUAGAAAUGUGUCAAAAAGCAUCUCUAGUUCUAUGUUUAACAGAUGAUGUUGUUGUUCAUAUGCCAAAUUUGAUAAAAACUCUACAACCGAUACGGGAAGUGAAGAAGUUGGCAUUUGGGGGAAUUAAUACAAAUAUUGGAAAAGUAGUGACAAAGGGGAAAAACGGAAUUUUCUCAGAACCUUCAUUGAACUGGACUGCUUAUCCCUACAUACCAGACUAUUUGCUCGGAUUUGCAAUUGUUGUUAGUGUCGAUGUUGCCACUGAUUUAUACAAACUUGUAUGCAAAACUCCCAUGACAUUCUCUGAUGAUUCUUAUAUUGGCAUUCUACUGGCAAUGCUUGACAUCCCAAUGCGUGAAUCAGGUUGGCGGGAAAGGGACAACGAGGACAGGCAGUUGGGGAAGUCAUACAACAAGACCAAAUUGAAGGAAUUGAUACACACUUACAAUCCAAUCUUUACUCAUCUGUAUUCAGACAAUGCAACUGCUUAUAUGAUGGAAGAAAUUUGGAAGGAUCUCAAUCUGAACAAGCCUAGUCUUUAAGACUUGCUUCACUGACGAAAGUGAUUCUGAAGCUUAUAUGAGUGUAUGAAGGUUAGAAGUACAUAGCCCUAUUGUGGUUAAAUCAUUAUUUUGCUUUUGGUAUUAUUUAUUUCAAACUUAGUUACAUUUUAAAUGUUGUAUCCGAUUGGUUAUUGUUGUAACAAUUGAUUUAUAUUUAUACAGGGUGUCCCAAAAAAUUGUGCCAUGACAAACAUGAAGUAACUCUGUGAGUGAUUAAGGUGUAUUAAUUAAGGAUAAUUAAACAAACAUACAGAUCAGAUCAUUUGUUAACUCUAUUUAGUGUUCGAGAAGAGCUUGAUUUAGUACCAUCCCCCAUUUUGCCAUAUUUGGUGUUCAAAAAGUUAAAUAAUUUUUUUGAGUGAAGAAAUAUUCUGAAAAUUUGGUCAUUUGACUGACAAUUCAACUAUCAUAACCAUUAAAGUUUCACCGAGUAAGUCAUUUUGGUUUGAAACAAAAGCUUCUUUAAAAUCUUUCAGCACCAUCACCCAAUUUCGAUAAAGGAAAAGAGCUAUUCUCGUUUCAUUUGGGUACAUAAUUUUGGAACACCUGGUAUACUGAAUGUUAAUUUUAUUAUGGGAAUAAAACUUGGAUAGUUUUAAAUAUAUGUAUUAAUGUUUCAACACAUGACAUAAUAAUGUCAAGGAUCAUAUG
Messenger RNA from Owenia fusiformis, 2214 nucleotides. NCBI's taxonomy places the organism in Eukaryota, Metazoa, Annelida, Polychaeta, Sabellida, Oweniidae. The record is from the annotation of a GenBank genome assembly.